ACUUCGGCGCUGACGGAAGGAAACUGAAGACGGGCGCACUUCCGUAAAUCACUUGAACAUUUCUCGGUGAAACACUAAAGCCGCUAAAUUUCAUAUUUUAGAGGGGUUUUUUUGUGUGUUUUUUGUCAAAGUUCAAUCUCAGGUAUGGACCGCAGCCGAUCACGUGAUAGAACUAGCAGAGAGAAAAAACAGGAGAAGAAGAAAAGGAAACGGAGACGGUCCUCCUCCUCUUCUUCAUCAACAUCUUCAUCAUCUUCAUCGAGCAGCAGGAGUAAAAGUCGAUCCGCAAAGAAAACUUCACACAAAGGUGAGGAAACAAAACAAGUUAAAGUGUUUUCUUUAAAUAAAAGAGUUUAAUGUUUGACUCCGGUUGUGUCUUUAGGUUUAAAAACUCAGAAGAAGAAACGAAAGAGGAGCUCUUCUUCUUCCUCUUCAUCAUCCACCUCUUCAUCUUCAUCCUCCUCUUCCUCCUCCUCAUCCAGCGAUGAAAGGUCAAAGAAGAAGAAAAGCAAAGCCAAGAGAAAGAAGACGAAGAAGAAGAUGAAGCUGAAGAAACAGAAGAAAAAGGAGAAGAAGAAGAAAGAGAAGCUGUUGAAGAAGAAGAAGAAGAAAGGAGAGAUGAUGGUGGGCCCUACUCCUCCUUCAUCUCUUCCUCCUCCUCUUCCUCCUCCUUUUCCUUCUCCUUCUGCAGACAAACCUUCCUCGUUCCUUGAGGUGUGGCAGAGUGAUGAGGGGGCGGUGGAGCUGGGACCAGGUGAGGCAGAAAUAAUUAAUGUUUUUAUUUUAGAAAAUUGUUCAGUUAAGUGAGGAAGUUUAGGUGUGGUGGAUGGAGAAGUCUUUGCUUUUCUUCACCUCUAUAAACUUUGUUUUUAUGAAACUUUCAAGAGAGAUCUCAUCCUGCUGAACUGUAACUGUCAAAUAUGUCCUUCACUGUGAAUGUUUAAGGUGGAAAUUGACAAUACAGGGCUUUUUCUUCAGCUCUGACACCAACCCCUCGCAGCAAUUUUAGGCCUUUCACUUACUGUCUCGGUCCUGAUGGUUUUGUUUGCUUUGAAAAAUCAUGAAAAGACUUUAAAAUGAAUUUUAGUCUUUUUCAUAACCAUUAAAGAAAACUCCUCAUAGGCGCUUUUGAAGGGAUAUUCUGGCGUAAAAUUGAUUUAGGGUCAAACACACAGGAACACAGAGUUAGACACCCCCUGGAGAGAUGAAUGUUGUCGACCGCUUGCUUCUCUAGUUAUAUCAACUUUAGUAACGACUGCAUGAUAGCAAUACAGAGAGCCUCGCCCUCAACCAAAACGCCACUCUAUAGCCACAAAUAAUGCUCAGAACAGCACCUAACUUCAUCAACAGGACAUAUAGGGUCCCAGACAUAGUACUAGACACCAAACAUCUUUUUAACUUUGACUAAUUUCUUUAGCAAAGAGACUAAACACAACUCACCUACUCUCUUCCAGCAGCGGCUUGUUUGUAGCGAGACCUCGGGCCAGUCCAUUACAGACCACAGCGGGGUGCCGCAGCUCAAGGAAGAACAUUUAUGAUCAUUUCUUCAUGGAAUGCAUUCAGACUGAGACGCAAAGGCAGAAGAACUACUGCGUCUGCAGUGAAAAAUGAUUAAUAUGGUGAUUAUUACUUUAAGGAAAUGAGAAAGUAAUGAUCAUAAAUGUUCUUCCUUGAGCUGCGAAACUCCGCUGUAGUCUGUAAUGGACUGGCAGAGGUCUCGCUACAAACAAGCGGCUGCUGGAAGAGAGUAGGUGAGUUGUGUUUAGUCUAUUUGCUAAAGAAUUUAGGCAAAGCUAAAAAGAUGUUUUGUGGCUAGUACUAUGGCUGGGACCCUAUAUGUACUGUUGUUGAAGUUAGCUGCUGUUCUGAUCAUUAUUAGUGGCUAUAGAGUGGCGUUUUGGUUGAGCAUGUGGCUCUCUGUAUUGCUAUCCUGUGGUCGUUACUGAAGUUGGUAUAACAAGUGAAACAAGCGGCAACAUUCAUCUCUGGAGGGGGGUGUCUAACUCUGUGUUACGGUGUGUUUGACCCUAAAUUAAUUUUAUGCAGGAAUAUCCCUUUAAGGUAGAACUUGACAAUACUGGGCUUUUGCUUCAGCUUUGACUCCUACCCCUCGCACCAGUUUCAGGCCUUUCACUUAUUGUCUUGGUCCUGAUGGUCUUGUUUGCUAUCAAAUAUCAUGAAUUUUAGUCUUUUUCAUAAACAUUAAAAAAAACUCCCCAUAGGAGCUUUUAACUGUGAGGGAUGGACAUCUGAAUUAGGCUUUUAUUUUUGUCAGUGAUAUGAUAUGAAUGUUUGUCUAAAUUGAGUUUCAAGAUCUGUUUUUAUGUUUUUUUACUGUUUCCCUUUGUAGUGAUGACAGAUGAGCAGAAGGCCCGAUUCUCCACUAAGAGGCCCCUCACCAAAGAAGAGUACGAGGCCAGACAGAGCGUGAUCCGCAGGGUGGUCGACCCAGAGACAGGUCGCACCAGGUGAGUCAGAGAUCAACCCGAGACUCGCUGUAAGACAAGUUGACUUAAAACUACAUUCUCUGUCUACUGUUCGUAUCCUGUUUUUAGUUUUAAUGCCAACUAUCGUGUUUUCCUCCAGAUUGGUGAGAGGAGAAGGAGAGAUCAUAGAGGAGAUAGUCAGCCGAGAAAAACACAAAGAAAUCAACAAGGUACCCAAAGUUUCCGCCUUAGGUCAGUGAAGUAAAAAUAAAGAGUCUCAUGUCUUACCGAGCUCCCGUUUGUCUUCUCAGCAAGCCACCAAGGGAGACGGGAGCGCCUUUCAGAAGAAAUUGGGAAUCAACAGGUAGAAGAACGUCAACUAUAAGCUGAUUUUAUAUCUUUAUAUAAUUUCAAAACACUCUCUGCAAUUUCUUCAUGUGAAAGUCAGGGUACAGAAUAAUCAGGAAACGCACUCUGGGCCGGUUCGACCCAGGUGAAGGUAUUUCCCACUGAUUUCUGUCGUGUCAGCUGUGUUAAUCACAAAAGAGAGUUGCAGAAGAGUUUAACGGCUGACUUGAAUAUGUCAGCUGAGAUGUGGAGAAGGUAGAUUUUUGUAAUUGCACAUUUGAUGAAAUGUUUGCACUGAAUAAUGCUCAUUUAUUCUGUCCAUGAUUUCAUGCAUAUCAGUGGGAGAAACCCCUUUAUUUUUGUGAAAUCUCUCUCAAUGUCUUACUUUUUGUUGCAUUGUGGAUCUCUGAAUAAAUCUGAAUCUGUGUGAAAUGAAAAGUUGAUAUCCCCCCCGAAAAAAAAGGCCAAACUGACUUUGUUUGUCAUAUAUAUUCUUUAUACACUGUACAUAAAAACACAAGAGAGUGGAUAAAAUGAAGUUAUCCAAAACCUACAAGAUUCACACCCUGUACAAUGAAAAUAUUUACCAUAUUUGUGGUUUAUAUACAUUUACAGCCUCUGAGAGCUAACUGUUGUUGUAACAGUUGUGAUGGGGAACAGAGCUUGAGACAGAUUGCCUAAUCUUUGUGAAACAGAUUUCUCAUUUGCACAUUUCCUCUUCAAACCUUUACAAGAAAGUAUAGCUGACUCUGUUUUCUACUGAGUUAAAUCUGCAUUAACAGUCUCACUUUUCUCCAUAAAAUCGAUUCAGGGGUGAGCAGCGUUCGUUUUAGGCCUCGCCACACCAUGGCCAAUCUAAGGCAGAGAAGGGAACGAUAAGGCCUCUGGUAUCGUGUGGGUCAGUAACAGAUCGGAGCGACCGUCUAGCACAGUCGUCGUUACAUUCUCUGGAUUUAGUAUCCGUGUGAUUGAUUUCUCUGAGGUGGGGGGGUUAUGGUUCAGCAGAAAACAACUUUAAAUAAGUGCAUGUUUUCCAGCAUUGCAUCUCCCUUUUUUAAAUGUACUUUUAAGGUACAAUCAGCAGCUUCAGAAAGACUUGUUUACAUAACUUCUGAAAGAAUUAUCCUCGUGGCUCCAAGCCCAGGUGCAGAUGGACACCGUCGGGUUAGUAAUCACACCUGUUUAUACUGGGAUAAUCCCCGUUAUAAGAGGGAGGGAUCAUAAAACAUUAUGAAGCCUUGUUUUGGACAAGGAAACAUUUAAAAAGAGACAUUAUUUGGUUUACUUCUAAACGAUUGAGCCUCUUCGUCUAAGGUUGUCAGUUAAGCUAUGUUGCUGAAUUUCUUGCCUCAUGUUCAGAGGCUGCAGUUUCUUAAUCUUCUGCUUAAAAGGAUAUUCUGGUGUAAAAUUAACUUAGGAUCAAACACACCGUAUAAGGAAGAACAUUAAUGAUAAUUUCUUUAUCAUUUCCUCGAACUAAUAAUCACCAUAUUAAUCAUUUUUCACUGCAGAUGUGGUAGUUCUUCUGCCUUAGCGUCUCGGUCUGAUUGUAUUUCCAUGAAGAAAUGAUCAUAAAUGUUCUUCCUUGAGCUGUGUCACCCCGCUGAAGUCGAUGGACUCCCCCGAGGUCUCUCUACAAACAAGCAGCUGCCGGAAGAGAAUAAGUGAGUUGUGUUUCAUCUCUUUGCAAAAGAAAUUAGUCAAAGUUAAGAAGAUGUUUGGUGGCUAGUACUAUGGCUGGGACCCUAUAUGUCCUGUUGAUGAAGUUAGGUGCUGUUCUGAUCAUUAUUUGUGGCUAUAGAGUGGCGUUUUGGUUGAGGUUUGUUUAUGGCUCCUCAGACUGCUGAGUAUUGCUAUCCUGCGGUCGUUACUAAAGUUGGUAUAACUAGAGAAGCAAGCGGAGGGGGGUGUCUAACCUGUGUUCCGGUGUGUUUGACCCUAAAUUAAUUUUACGCUGGAAUAUCCCUUUAAUAUUUGGAAAUAAAACAUCCACAAAAAGAGUGGCGAGUCCGGCGACUAGAGAAAACCUGUUGUUCUAGUUUUAGGAUUAUUGGAUAAUCUCUAGCUUUUGAAAGACUAACGUGUACUUCAUAUGUACCUGUGUUACCUGAAAGAUGGCGUGCGUUCAGAAUAUGUGCCUCAUGAUCUGAUUGUCAAUGCUGGGAAAUUCCCUUCACAUAGUUUUAGUUUCAUCUUGUGGUGUGGUUCAGUAAUAUUGCACAUUUUCCCUUAACAUUUAGGCCACCAUUGGUCCAUUGCACUCAGCUCUGUACAUGCCUAUUCAAGGGACCACAAAAAAACAUCACCUUUCACAUGAGUUCAUCACAGCCCAGUACCCUUUUGAUAAGUCAAUGGAAAAACAGCAUCAAGUAAAUCUUAGCUCUGUGUUCCUACUGCGGACAGCAUAUUGUACACAAUUUACAAUUUGCAGAAUUUUCUCCCUCUAAAGAUGCAGCAGAACAGAAAAAAAAAAAUCGAUCUUAACCUAAGGAGGAUUAUCUAUGAAAACAUUCAACGCCUCAUUUACAGCUUGGGAAUAACCAUGGAGAAGCCAUACCCCAGAUUUUCCAAAAUAGAUGAUACCAAACAUAAUAUAUUUAUGUCACAAGAUAGCAGUUCUGUUGAUACGACUCUGGUGAUGUUGAAGAUAAAUAAAAAUACAAUACUGUGCAAGGCAAAGACCUCUGAGUUUUGGCUGCUGCAACGGAAGUUUGAAAGGAAAAAAAAAAACACCUAAAAAUUAUCUUAAAACACAUUUUGUUCACAAAAUCCAGACACCUUAAAAUAUCUAUUAUCUUAAAUAACAAUAAUUAUCAUCAUCAUCAAUCAAUAAAGUGUAUCCUGAAUGAGGUGGUGUUUACCUCCAGAGUAAAGAAGACACUUGAAGCUGGUCUUCAGUGGACCAGAUACCAGAUCUGCACUGUUGAAUAACAACUAUGUACAAGCCUCAUUAAGGCGUUCAGAUACAUACUUACAGUGUAUUCCAUUUUUACACAGGAGACCCCAACCCUCCCUCUCCUUCACGUACAGCAUAUCCCUCUGUACUGUUGACUUUGGCACAUUAACCAUACAGUCGGAGUUUUCCCUAUAGCUGAGUCACUCUGAUUCAGGAAGUCACAGCAGCAACACAAACGCUGAUUCGCUGUCGAGCUCAGGAACAGUUUCUGCUGCGACCACGGUUAAAGGGUAAUGUUAGCGGUUUAAUGUGAUAUUUGGAGGAUUCUUUGGUCUGAGGAACGACAAGAAAAAACAAGUAAAACUGGACUGAAUGGUUCGCUGAAAAAUCCCUUCGUCUGUACAUAAGUGGUAAAUCAUUCAGAGUUGGCUCCCAGCACAUCGAUACAUUAUCUUUAAUGUUGAUGAAUGAUGUGAUUUCCAAUGAUUGGUUUUGUGCAGAGUGAGCGCGCUCAGUCCAGUUUUACUCGAUCCUCCUCAGCUUGGCUCACAGACGUGAAGAAAUAUCUGAUCGUCACAUAAAAAAAAAAGAAAAACAGAUUUAAAACCAUUUUGCACCCGGUUAAUCUCUGUCGACGUUUUUGUGCUUGCAGUGGCCACAACAGUCAGUUACAGUGAAGUAUCAGCGCUCGGACCUGAUACAGGCUGUGUGUUGUUGUUGUUGUUGUUGCAUGAGGGUGCUUGUGUGUGUUACCCCGUUUCCAAUCUAAAGGCAAAAAAAAACUCAUAUUCAAGCCUAAAAAGAUUUACUUAGUCUGGAUUCUUACACUUAUAUGCUAUGUCUAUGUGUGUGCACAUUCCUGUUUGAGGAAGAUGCCCCUUGAAAUGCCUUUUGCCCUUUUUUUUUUAAUGAAAGCCAUAACCUCUGUUCAUGGAGUGUGACUGGCGUUGGUUUAUAAAGAGUAGUUUGUAGCACCUAAUGUUGUCAUUUUUGUAUCUACCCACCAGGUGCGAGCCAACCUUUAGUUACGCUUUGCAUUUUUGUUUGUUAUGAGUCUUCUCCUCAGCGCUUUUCAAUUCAAAGAGCCCUCUUUGUGUCCCCCUGAUGUCAUUUGGGGCUUAGGACGCCAGGUUCGAGCUUGGUGCUGCUGCUGCGGCCCCAGCAGCUGGCGGUGAUGCUCAUGCUGCGCUGUGUUGCUCCCUGGCUGUGGCUGUGGAUGCUCUCCAGCCGCUCCAGCCGAUCGCCGUCCGAUUGGCUCUGCGUGCGCUCUGGCCGGUUGUGGAUGCUGCCGGUCGGGGAGCUAGGCGCCGGCUGGGAGGAAAUGGUGCGCAGCAGGUGGUUCCUCUUCCUCAGGAAGUCGCUGUUUGCGCCCAAGCCGAAGCUGCCUUUGCGUAGCACCAUGCGCGCGCUGCUGGACUUUGCUGGUCUGGAGCGAUGGUUGUACUCCAGCUGGGACAGAUGAGCUGCGUAGCCCUCUGUGAUGAACUGUGGAGUGGAUAAGAGCAGGUUCUGGUUUUAGAUGACUGUUUCUUAUUUGGUCACAUUAAAGGGAUAUUCUGGUAUAAAAUUAAUUUAGGGUCAAACACACCGUAACACUGAGUUAAACACCCCCUCGAGAGAUGAAUGUUGCUAACUGCUUGCUUCUCUAGUUAUACCAACUUUAGUAACGACCGCAGGAUAGCAAUACAAUAAGCGUACGAGGCGUUUUGGUUGAGGUUUGUUUAUGGCUCCUCAGACCGCUCUGUAUUCCUAUCCUGCGGUCGUUACUAAAGUUGGUAUAACUAGAGAAGCAAGCGGUCGGCAACAUUCAUCUCUCGACAGGACGUCUAACUCAGUGUUACGGUGUGUUUGACCCUAACUUAAUUUUACGCCGGAAUAUCCCUUUAAUUUCUGCCCAUGUUGUGCAUGAAAUAAUAAAACCGUACCUGGCACUGGUGCUGCAUCUUCUUGGAGGGUCUCCCAACGAUGUAUAUUUGGGAGGCAGGGAGGCCGAUGGAGGUGUAGACUGAGAUGUCUUUGGUUGAUCCAUAGCCAGCGAAAAUCUUCAUGUGAGCCUGUUAACGGUAAAAAAAAAAAAAACACAGGAAAACUUAAUGACUGCUGCAAAGUUACAAAACCUUUCUGUUAGCGCCCACUUUUUGCAUUCUCACCUCAGUCAGGGUUUUGAGGAAGUUGGCUUUGUGCCGUAGAGGAUCAUGGACCAGGCCGUCACAGAAAGAGACGAUUCCAUGAGGGAAGUUGUGCUGAGACAACCAAGCCACGACCCGCUGCUUCUGCAUGUCAGGUCGUCCGGUCACAUAGAUGAUCAAAUAACCUAAAUCCUGCCAGUGUCUGCAGUAAGAAGGCACAGAGAGCAGCAGCAUUAAGACAAGACUAUCAAUGCCAUGAAUAGACACAAAAACAACGACAGAAGAAGAACAGUUCAGUACCUGACAACAUCCACAGCUCCUGCGCGCACUUUGGGGUCACUGCCCAUGAUCGAGACGCUGGCUGCGAAUGACCCAUCGAUGCUGAACACCACAAACUCUGUGCCACGUGGGAUAACAGUCAGGUAGCUGUCAGCAAAUGUGUGAUCGCCUCUGGAGGGAUGAGAAGAACAACAGAGAGUGAAAAAAAAUGGAGAAACACGCUGACCCAGUGACGUUCCCCUUGAGGAAGAUGAAACACAAAUACUGAGUAAAACAGGCUGCAAACAACAAAAACAUCCGGGGAGAUUCUGUCAGGAUUUCUCAGGUAAAAGUAUUAAAAUUUCUGUUUCGAAAACUAUUUCAUUUUCUUUUAUUCUUUUACUUAGUUGUACAUUUAUCUAUAUUUGUUUAUCUUGUUUUUAUCUACCUCAAAAGCACCUUGGAGAUGUACCCAAAUCCCUUUGUGAUGUUUUUACACAAACAAAAAAGGCGAUUCUGAUUCUGAUUCUUUUAUUAACAACGCCUCGUGAAGUUUUCAAGAUUUGUCUGGUUAGGGCAGAGAUUGUGUUACAUGAUGAUAACAGUUUAUGAGUAAAAUAAAUGUCAAGUCUUAAUCCAGACAUCCUGGACACUUAGAGUGAGAAUUUAAAGAAAUAAUCACUAAAACUUAAGCCUUAAUAUUUUUUUGUAUUUCGAUCGACUUAAGGUUUUUACUGAAAGAACUCAGAUCUUACCUGACGACCAUUUUGACCGGGUAAACGCCGAUGCCCAAACGUUUGUCGUCUGGGAUGAUAAAAGACACGCGGCCGCUGCUGUUGGUCACCUCUGUGUUGAAGUAGACCCACUCUCCUGAUGGAGGCUGGGUCAUUAUGUGGAGAUCCACCUGCAGAGAUCAGUGAUACAUUAUUAGCAAGCAGGUCUGGCACUCCUGACAUCAGGCUGAUGAGGAACUAGAGUUCACCUUCUCCCCGGCCAGAGUGACCAUGUCCAGAGGGCCGUACAUGAAGCGUCCUGUUACCACCUGCUGGGAGUCUUCAGUGAACACGGCGUCGUUUACUCGGUGGUUAGCUGUCACGUUCUGUCAGUGGAGGAAAAGAAAAAAUCUGAUGGGUCAAGAAACUGAAAUGAUGCAGAAUGUCGUCAUGUCUUUCGUUUAUUUCAUGAAUUCUACAAAAAAGCUGAGAGAAAAAAAGCUCAAGACAUGAAAGAAAACCAGAAUAUUUGAAUUUAAAAAGGUCCCCUAUUGUGAAAAAUCCACUUUUGGGUGGUCUUCUACCAAUAAUAUGAACCCCCACGAAGCCGACAACCCCUCUUGCUUUCCCCUCCUUUCUGAAAACAUGAGCGCAAACAGGCGAACAGAAGAGCUCUGCGGUUAUGAUGACAUAGGAGCAUAAGCCCCUCCUACAUGUUGGUGGCACCGCCCCCGAUAAUCGUUAGCCCAGCCCUCUAAAACUUCUUCGCUGAGGUAGCAUCUGCCGUUUUUUCCCCUUGCAUACAGCUGUAAACAUUACCGCAUGGUAAGCCGUAGCCCCUUCCAGAGAGGGGCGUGGUUACACACAGCUCAUUAUCAUUUAAAGGUACAGGCGCAGAAUCAGCCCGUUCUUCGUGGAGCUUAAAAAAAGAGGAGGGUACAGGCUGGCUGAUAUCCACAAAUAACAAACUUCAAUUUUACUUUUGUGGGACCUCUGGGACUGAUUUAAACUUGAUGAAAAAUGCCAUAAUAGGAGACCUUUGAGUCAGCUGACACUCGAUUCCUUUUUUUCUGCUUACCCUGAUCUUCACAUGAGUCCUCUUGCGGAGCCACUUCUCUCUUGGUUUGGAGGGGGUGAACUCAGACACCUCUUUCCCGUCAAGCUCCAAGAUGCUCGAGUUCUCGUGCCUCAUGACCUGAAAGAGGAAUUUCAUAGAGUUUGGAGCUAGUCUUGUCUUUAGAGACCAUGAACAGAGGAGAAUUAUUCUGAUGUUGUCUCACCUGUCUCAGGAGAAAAGACACAACAUCCGUGGACUCCCAGUAUGAUGCGUGGAAGAGAUGCGGUAAAGCCACUGUGGGGAAAGCUGUCAGAGCGUCGGGGCAGUACAGGGCAAAGUCCAGCCGCUUUGUUCCCCACCAGCGUGCUGCAACUAUGAUGGGUGAUGGCGUAGAUAUACAAGGUGAAAAUGUCAGAAUUAGUGGGAUUUAUGUUACCCUACGUAAAGAUGCAACACCUCUGAAGCUAAAGCAAAAAGAAGACAUUAGACUUCAACCACAAGCAUCA
Molecule: messenger RNA, 10333 nt
Organism: Xyrichtys novacula (pearly razorfish)
Lineage: Eukaryota; Metazoa; Chordata; Actinopteri; Labriformes; Labridae
Source: the annotation of a GenBank genome assembly